Molecule: messenger RNA, 736 nt
Organism: Jatropha curcas
Lineage: Eukaryota; Viridiplantae; Streptophyta; Magnoliopsida; Malpighiales; Euphorbiaceae
Product: ribulose bisphosphate carboxylase small subunit, chloroplastic
Source: RefSeq, a predicted model, not a curated record
UUCAACUGAUCACAAAAGCUUAGUUAUAUAGGGAAAAGCAAGUAGAAAGAGGCAGGCAAGGCAAUGGCUUCAAUUGUAACAUCUUCGGCUGUGCCUCAGUUAGCCGUGCCUCACCGGCUCAGGCUACAAUGGUUGCACCAUUCACAGGCCUCAAGUCUACUUCAGCAUUCUCAGUAACCCGCAAAAACAAUACUGACAUAACCUCUAUAUCCAGCAAAGGUGGAAGAGUUCAGUGCAUGCAGGUGUGGCCUCCAGUUGGAAAGAAGUUCUUUGAGACUCUCUCAUACCUGCCACCUCUCUCCCAAGAUCAAUUAGCCAAGGAGGUUCAUUACCUUCUUCGCAUGGAUAGGGUUCCUUGCUUGGAAUUUGAGUUGGAGCACGGAUUUGUUUACCGUGAGAACCACAGAUCCCCUGGUUACUACGACGGACGCUACUGGACAAUGUGGAAGCUCCCCAUGUUUGGUUGCACAGAUUCAGCCCAAGUUCUUAAGGAGCUAGAAGAAGCUAAAACAGCUUACCCAAAUUCAUUCAUUAGAAUUAUUGGAUUUGACAACAAGCGCCAAGUGCAGUGCAUCAGUUUCAUUGCCUAAAAGCCUGCGAAUGUUUAAAAUUCUGAGGCUUUUUUAAUUCGUGGGCAUUCAUUUCUUUUUCAGAUUUUUGUUUCACAAUUCCCAUUUUGUCAAGUUUUUCUCUCUUCUGGAAUUGAUUUGAAAUGGAAUUAAAUUUUACAGGUUUC